AAUUCAAAAUUAUAUUUUAAAGAAAUAAUGUUGUUUUUAAAAUACAUGCUGUUGAUUGGAUCAGCCGCUGCUUGGACUUGGUCUGAUAUCUUUACAGCCAUUAACCCAUGGAGACUUCAUGAUUUAGUACGGGCUCAACAACAUCCAAAACUCCAGGCUGGAGAAGGUAAACCUCAUCUACUAGAGCUAGCUACUAGCUUGAACCUGACUACUUGUGUAGAGAAGUUGACUGAAGUUGGUAUUGACAGAGUUCUAAAUCAUGAAGGGUGGUUCACUUUGUUUUGUCCAACCAACGAAGCAUUUAAAUAUGAGAAAUUCUACCCUGGGGAGGAUACUCUUGUGGAUAAAAUGAGGCUCCAUGUUGCAAGAGGAUGGUUUAACAGUUCUGAGUUUAAGAAUGAAGUUACCUACAAAUCUCUUCUUAGUAAACGGGAUAUUAGAAUCAACGUUUACUCCACCAAGGGAGACAAUGCACCUCUGACCACUGCUAACGGACGUCCUGUGUUUAGUACAGAUUACAAGGCUAGGAAUGGUAUGAUCCAUGUUUUAUCUGAGGUCAUGUCCUCUGUCUAUGAUCGUAGUGGAUCUGUGAUAUCUGAAAUAGACAUGUGCUGUCCUCAACAUUCAUAUCUUAUUGAACUCUUUCAACGUGCAGGAAUAUAUGACGCUGUUCAUCAGGCUGACCCUGUCACCUUCCUUGCACCGGUCAAUGCUGCUUUUGACAGGAUUCAUCCAGACUUCCUGAAGGAACUCAAGAAGAAUAAACCACUUUUAAAGAAGGUUCUCGCUGGUCACGUGAUUCCUGGAUCCUGGUAUACAGCUGGAUUAUUUACUGGAGAUAAACUAAAGAAUUGGAAUGGAGAUUUCAUCACUGUAGACAAGAAUCAAAAUGGAGAAAUCAGAUUUAAUGGAGCUGAGAGUAGUUUAACAGAUGUAACAGCUUCUAACGGUGUUGUUCAUUCCAUAUCAAACCUAUUACUAAGCAAGGAAACUGAGAAGGAGGUCUUUAUGAUUUUGAAAUCCUUGAAUGGACAGAAUGAAAUCUGAGGAUACAGAUUAGCCUGGACCUAUCGCUACGGAUAGGACUGUUCUUUUAUGAAAUAAGGGUAUAUUAAGGGUUUAGUAAAUAGCUGAUUUUUUAAAAUUUUAUCAUUAAAUCUGUUGUUAUUAAGUUAAUUUAAGGGCUGUACUGGAUUAUAACAACAGUAGGAAUUUUUCCUCUUAUCUUGAUUUCUAAUCCCAGAAAUUGAUGUAAUUUUGUCUUACAAUAUUUGAAACUUGAGCACGAAUGUUUUGCAUGUAUUUAAAACAAUGCCUGUGAGGGUGGGGGAGGGGGGCAGAUAUGUAAAUUUUUCAUAAAAACUAGAGCAAAAACUACAUACAUGUAUAAACGCUUUUUUCUCGCAUAAUUUU
Messenger RNA from Eurytemora carolleeae, 1413 nucleotides. RefSeq names its product transforming growth factor-beta-induced protein ig-h3. The coding region runs from base 28 to 1047 and encodes 339 amino acids. The record is from RefSeq and is a predicted model, not a curated record. Gene Ontology annotation, cellular component: extracellular matrix. Lineage: Eukaryota; Metazoa; Arthropoda; Copepoda; Calanoida; Temoridae. The transcript is spliced from 11 exons. Gene Ontology annotation, molecular function: cell adhesion molecule binding. Gene Ontology annotation, biological process: extracellular matrix organization; cell adhesion.